This is a messenger RNA of Grosmannia clavigera kw1407, 1056 nucleotides long. RefSeq lists its product as uncharacterized. The coding region runs from base 1 to 1056 and encodes 351 amino acids. The transcript is spliced from 3 exons. NCBI's taxonomy places the organism in Eukaryota, Fungi, Ascomycota, Sordariomycetes, Ophiostomatales, Ophiostomataceae. The record is from RefSeq and is a predicted model, not a curated record.
AUGCGCCACGUGUGUGGCUCAACUGCACCUCGACAUCGAGGUCCUGGACUGCGUGGCUGCACCGGCGACCCAGGGUCGGCGGUGCACCACACGGCAUGCCAGAAGAUACUUGACGAGGCCGGCAUCAGCAAUAUGCAUGUCGAGGUGUUCGAAACGAGUGUUGUCUCCCUUUCUGGUGGUACUGCUGCCCUCCACCGUGCAUUCGAGCCAAAGUACAACGCGUUUCACCUCACGAGGAGGCGAGAUGUUGUUCCUGAGAUUACGCCUGCCAACAAGGCCAUGAUGCCAUUCUUGCCUUUACCCGCCGCCGACGGCUCACGCCAGCCAGACCAGAAAACUCAUGCUUUGACCUCCCGACAUGUCGCUGUGCGAACCCGUCACAACCACGACGAGUGCUACAUUGAGCCAAGCGACACGAAUGGCCUAAUACAUAUUGCUUGGGGCGCAACAAAUCGCUUUCUCGGUGAGCUUCGCAAUCUCGAACACUGUCGCUCGGAAAUGAACAGAUGCAUGUGGCCCCUCCAGAAGUUGCAUUACGAGGACACUGCCUCAAAGGCGGAUGAAGAGGCGCUUGCUCUCCUCGAGAGUUGCGAAAACACAUACCUCGGUCGUGUCACAGAUCUGAUAGGAAAUGCAUCAGAGCUCAGCCUGGACGCACAGGAGCGACGUGUCGGACAAUUCGCAUUUGCAGGAAAGCAUGGUCUGAACGACGAUGGCGGCUGGAGUGAUUGGGCUUUGGUUGCGCUUGACAAGGCCCACGAGAUGGAGAGGAGCGAUGUUAAGGACAGCAAGGACGGUGGCGGGGACGACAGCAAUGACGCCGAAAAUCUUUUUGGAUCGAACCAGGUCUCCAUGGACGACUUGCUUUCGCGAAAACGCGGCCAUUUGUCUGUGGUUCUUGGCCUAUCUGACGACAUUCCCAUCUUCCACAAAAUGGACACUCACGGCUUCGUGCAUUUUCAGCUCCCCGCUGCUGCCUAUUCUGCCCAGCCCCCACCUUCUCCUUCCAGAAAAGUCCGUCCAAACGCAUCCCAAAGAGGUACCACACUGCAAUAG